AUGAAACCUCUAUCGAAUCUCUUCUCCAAACGACCCGUUCCCAUUUCUGCAGGUGGAUAUAUAUGUAACAUCUGUUCUGGGCGUCAAAGAAUUUCUGCACUACCUUCGAAUCGCAGAUACUUAUCAACGCCAGCCUCAACCCCUGCUUCAAACCAAACACAAACACAAAUACAUCCCCUCGCACCCGCUAAAAAAGGCAUUGCGCGCCUAUUUUCCCGUAGACUUAUCUCGUUAAAAGGUCCUGACUCAACGAAAUACCUUCAGGGCGUUAUUACGAAUGAUAUUUACAAAGAGGGGGGCAAGGCGGGGUUUUAUUCUGCGUUUCUAAAUGCGCAGGGGAGGGUGUUGAACGAUGUUUGGGUUUAUAGAGAUGGGAAGGAAGGGGACAAUAAUUGGUUGAUAGAGGUUGAUGCGAAGGAGGUGCAGGUUUUGGCUACACAUAUUAGGAGGUAUAGGAUGCGAGCUAAGUUUGAAAUUGAGGUUGUGGGGGAGGAAGAUAGAAAGGUUUGGAGUUUGUGGGGAGGGGAAGGGGAGGGAGAGGAGGGUAUCGGGUGGAUGGACGGGGAUAGGGGGAUUGUGUGUGUAGAUAAUCGAGCGCCGGGGAUGGGGAAAAGGAUCAUUUCGAAUCGGAAUGCGGAGUUGCAGAUGGAGGAUCAAGAGCUACGGGUGCAGGGGGAAGAUAUGUAUAGAGUGAAAAGAUACCUGAUUGGAGUGCCGGAGGGACAGGAUGAGAUACUUAGGGAGACCGCCCUGCCGCAGGAAAGUAAUGUGGAUUCAAUGGGCGGCAUCGAUUAUGCGAAGGGGUGUUAUGUAGGCCAGGAAUUGACUAUUAGGACGCAUCAUACGGGGGUGGUGAGGAAGAGAAUCGUACCCAUGAUGUUGGUUCCGGACGGGGAGGAUAUGCCUGGUCUAGGAGAGUUGGAGUAUAAGGGAGGCAAUCUGGCGAGUUGGUUGAAAGGGGGAGAAAGUAUUAAGAAGGUUGGGGGAAAGAGGCCGGUGGGGAAAUGGCUAAGUGGGGUUGGAAAUUUGGGGUUGGGAUUGGCGAGAUUGGAUGAGAUGGGUAGGUGGAUGGUGGAGGGGAAGGAGGGGGGUGGUGGGGAGGAAUUUAUGGUGGAGGGGAAGGGGGAGGGAGAGGGAGAAGUUAGGAAUAUUAGGGUUAGAGCCUUCCCUCCUGCUUGGAUCGAGACAUAG
This is a messenger RNA of Sclerotinia borealis F-4128, 1191 nucleotides long. The record is from the annotation of a GenBank genome assembly. NCBI's taxonomy places the organism in Eukaryota, Fungi, Ascomycota, Leotiomycetes, Helotiales, Sclerotiniaceae.